GCGGCGGGGCGCGGGGAGCUGCCGGCGGCAUGGAGGGGCUGUACCAGCACACCAACAAGCAAGUCCAUGAGGUCCAGUCUUACAUGGGGCGCCUGGAGACUUCAGACAAAGAGUCAGUGCACUUGGUAGAAAAUGAAAUUCAGGCCAGAAUAGACAAUAUCUUCAGCAACCUGGAACGUCUGGAAAUCCUGUCCAGCAAAGAACCUCCCAAUAAGCGACAGAAUGCUAAACUCCGAGUUGACCAGCUCAAGUAUGAUGUUCAGCACCUGCAGACAGCUCUGAGGAACUUCCAGCACCGCCGUUACAUCCGGGAGCAGCAGGAGCGACAGCGAGAGGAGUUGCUUGCACGCACAUUCACUACUAAUGACUCUGACACCACCAUACCGAUCGACGAAACAUUACAGUUUAAUGAAUCCCUCCAGAAUGCCCAUCGUGGCAUGGAUGAUCUUAUUGGCAGUGGGACCAACAUCCUUCAGGGCCUGAGGGACCAGAGAGUGACAUUAAAGGGUACUCAUAAGAAGAUCCUGGACGUGGCCAACAUGUUGGGCUUAUCCAACACAGUGAUGCGGCUGAUCGAGAAGCGAGCCUUUCAAGAUAAAUACUUCAUGAUUGGGGGAAUGAUUCUGACUUGUGUCAUUAUGUUUCUCGUCGUGCAGUAUCUGACAUGAGCUACUGAACUGUAUUAUCAGAGGUGAUGGUCUUUUGGAGCAAGAUGGACUGUCCUCCAAAGGGUACUGCUUUGGAUAAGCCCCUCCUGUGAACUCCAGUGUUCACAAAUCACACUCAUGCGGGAAGCACACAGGGAAACAAAUUUCUGUGGGGACACUGUAGUUGAGAAUGGCCCUAUAAAAAAUAACCCCAUCCUCUCCUGCUCUCACCUCAUUGUCUGCAAGUUUAAGGAUCUGUUAAGUAGGAAGCAGCAGUGAAAACUUUACCCAGCUGUAUUGCAAGGUAGGAGUGUCCUUUUGGAUAGGGAUAGGUAGGGAUAAGAGGAUUCAAAGGCAGAGCAUAAGAUGUAAUGAGCCUUUCCUGUGCUAGCUAGAAGGGACCCUGAUCACUGUAUUUUGCCAUGAAAGAAUGCCUCUGAGGAGAAUUUGCACCAAUUAUAGCACACUGCUGGGGAGCCAGUGUGUGGAAAGAUGGGAAGUAAAGGAUUCCCAUCUGCAAACUCACUGUUUUGCUUGGAGGGAGAUGGAUUGGUGGGGAAAGGUUUAAAGCACAGUUAUGACCUCAGCUAACUUUUUUGUUUACACAUACAGUAUUAACGAGCACAAGUAUUGCUGUUUUAGGCUGAAAUGCUUCUCCUCUGAGGUAUGUUUUGGUACCUCUUUAUGCCCUGCAGCUUCCCAGUGGAAGCUGAAUACUGUACUGCCUGCUUUCAGUUAGAUGCACAUCCAGCCUGUGUCAUCCCACUGUGCCUAGUACCAAAUAUAACCUCUAAGACAUUUUUAAUGCUAGUGCACAUCACAUUUUGGUGAGUUGCUUUCACUUUCUGAGGUGGUUGGUUGGGGUUUUGUGCUCUGUGGCUGGUACUUUUUGAGUCUAUGAAGCAGGCAAGUCCUCACUGUGCUCAAAUUGAGGUUUCUGAUUUUUAUGUUCAUAGAGCUGGAAUGGGCUCUCUGUGCUGUUCAGAAUAACAGUGGGAUCAGGGCAACAGACCAUUCACUUAAAAUGAGCUGUGUCAAAAGAGUUUCCUGAAGUACGUGCCUUGGGAUGCUAAAAACAUCCCUCACGCUUGGGAAGGGUGUUCUCUGUGUUAACCUUUGUACCUGCAGAAUUACUGUGAAAGAUUCCCAUACACAUCAUCUCACAGAGGUGAGGACAGCCAGCUUAGGUGUAUCUAUCUCCUCACAGUUAUGAAAUGCCUCAUUGUUUAAAUAUGGCACUUUCCCUGCAGACUGGGGGGCUUCCAUUGGAAUGGCCUUCCUGAGAUUUUGGGCAUCAUCCAUUUCAAUGAGCCUUCAGAUACAUUCCCAUCCCAAUGUGUGUACAAAUCUGGAGCAUUUCCAGACGUCCAACACAGAAAGGUCAUAUUCAGAUGAUGUGGCACAAUGAUGGCAAUUCCUUGGGGUUUUUUCUGCCUGGAAUGGUUUUGAGUCUCUUACUUAGUAACAGAUUACGAGUUCUGUCAUUCUGUCUUUGAUGUAAUGAGCUUUGCUUUUAUUACGCAGUCUGGAGAAAUGGUAUUAAUAACUGUACAAAGUGAAUUUGGGUUAAUAUGGGCAAGUGAAGCAGCGUUUAGCUGUUGUUUAUGCAGCUUUUUUACAGGUGUGUAACUGAAGUACUUCCUGACCUAAGUGCUGUGAUACAGCUUUAUGCCCAGAUGAGAGAACCCAGCUUGAUCUGCUGUUAUAGGCCAGUCAGGUUCAUACUUGGAACACAGGGCAGGAGAAGAGCCAGGGCUCAGAGCACUGGCUGGCUCCUGCAGAUGCAGAAAUGAAGGCCAGGCUGCUGUCAGUGCCUAGAUAAUGCUCUCAAGUGGUUCAGCAGAAGAAAGCCUCGAUGCUUGUUACAUACCCAGCGUGCAGCACACCUUCUGGUUGUCCAUUUUCUGCUUCUCAGUGUGCUCCGU
Neopsephotus bourkii (Bourke's parrot) is the source of this 2572-nucleotide messenger RNA. It is a transcript of the gene GOSR2, whose product is annotated as golgi SNAP receptor complex member 2. The coding region runs from base 30 to 668 and encodes 212 amino acids. Lineage: Eukaryota; Metazoa; Chordata; Aves; Psittaciformes; Psittacidae. Gene Ontology annotation, cellular component: endoplasmic reticulum membrane; Golgi apparatus; late endosome membrane. The record is from RefSeq and is a predicted model, not a curated record. Gene Ontology annotation, biological process: intra-Golgi vesicle-mediated transport; vesicle fusion. The transcript is spliced from 6 exons. Gene Ontology annotation, molecular function: SNARE binding; SNAP receptor activity.